Silurus meridionalis is the source of this 1669-nucleotide messenger RNA. RefSeq lists its product as uncharacterized. Bases 137 to 856 code for a protein of 239 amino acids. The transcript has 3 exons. Lineage: Eukaryota; Metazoa; Chordata; Actinopteri; Siluriformes; Siluridae. The record is from RefSeq and is a predicted model, not a curated record.
GGCAGAGUCUGUGAUGAUAGAGUGUGAGUGUGUGUAUGAGGUGUACUGAGGGAGUACUGAGCACCCACACAAACACACACACACACAGCUAGUCCCAGAGAGAACAACCAACAGAUAAGUGACUUUCAGCAACAUCAUGACAAUCGGCAAAAGCUCCAAGAAGCAAAAGGCUCCUUGCUCUCCUCCUUUCAUAGACAAGGCCAGUGGAUUCUAUGGACGUUUAGAUGAAAUAGAAACAGAGAAAACGGAGAAACAACCAGCAGCAAAGCCGGUGACAGGAGAAAUGAACAGUGCAGAGCUGCCAGAUCAUCAGGAGCACUGUGUGUUUGAUUUCAGCGAGGGCAUGAUGGAAGAUGAUGGGACCACCUUGCUGAAGAGGAAGCCAAGCCGACUGAGCCAACGCUGGAGCAGGAAAGGCUCUAAGAGAAACAAGUCCGAUAAAUCGUCCCUGGAGAUAGACGUCCAAAACCCUAAAACUGAACUGGCUCCUUCUAUUAAGUCGAGCCUGGAUGUGCACUUAGAAACUCCAGAACCCAUGCUAAUGCAUUUCUCUAUAAGAGAGGAAGCUGAUGAUCAAAAGCUCAUUCCUGAAGGAAAGCAGAAACAUAAGGAGAUAAUGGGCAAGAGGACAGAAGGUGGAGAGAUGGAGGCGAAAACAGAUUUAGAGAAUGUGAAGAUUGUUAAGAGGAGUUCCCUUAGAAAUUAUCGCAAGGUUUUGGAUAAAGCACUCAGACGAGGGUGGGAGACCUUCGUGGCUAACUUGUACAGUGUGACCCUGUCUCCUGUUUCCCCCCCUGUGUCCUCUCCAAGCAAGUCUGAAAUGGACAGGAUGGCUGCCCUGGCAGAAUUCAGAUAAUACUGAAUUAGAUGCUGAUGUAGUAUUAAAUAUAAAUCAUGAAUUAUACAUUUCAGUUGUCACUGCACUGAAAAUGUGUUCCAAUAGUAAUUAUUAAUAUUAUAAUCACAUCUUUUUGUAAACUGUAUUAUAUGUGAUUUAUCUGCACCAGAAUUAUGUCUAUCUGUUUGUUUGUUUGUGUUACUACAGUAUCUAACAUGGAUUUUGUUUAAGGAUGGUUUGUGUUAUAUAACCUGAAAAAUUAUGAUUGUCUUGAAAGUGCCUGUGAGGUUGAAGUUUUUGUUCUGACUUGGAUGCAGGACAUGGUGAAUGAUGUUACUGCUCAAUAAGCUUUUGUCCCACACAAGGAGAACGAUCUGAACAUAACAGAUUCACCUAUAAGACUUGUUAUGAACGUUUGAGCUGAGAACAUGGAGACAAAGGACAUUUGAUAUAAUGUCUUCACUCUUGGGCAAUCUGCUAUGAUCAUGGGAUUAAAACCAUGGGAGCUCAUAUCUUCUUGGCUUUGAUGUCCAUGACUAAGCCAGCUGACUGAGUUAUUUAUAAUGAUCAUAAAACCGUUGAAUGGAAUGAAUGAACUUGUCAUUAGUUCAGUACUGCAGUUGAAAUAAAACGACAUUUAAUGUGCAUUUGUAAUGUGCAUAAUGUGUAGAAUGUAUAUAAUUUUUUACUUUGAAACACAUUACAUCUUUAGGAUUGCUGUAUAAUUUACAUGUAACUCAUCUGAAGCACCUCAUCACACAACUGGAUUGGGAUCUUUUCUUCAGUUUUAUCAAAGAGAAGAAAAAUCCUAUAAAACACAAGAAUAAAAAA